This is a messenger RNA of Clonostachys rhizophaga, 1248 nucleotides long. Lineage: Eukaryota; Fungi; Ascomycota; Sordariomycetes; Hypocreales; Bionectriaceae. The record is from the annotation of a GenBank genome assembly.
AUGUCUCACGAGCAACGACAACAGGCGACAGAGCCAUCAUCUCCAGAUUAUUAUGCGCCACCGUGCUACCCGCUCUCCCCUUCCGAUCCCGCCGACGAGGCCGGCACAUCGCCGAUGCACGAACACAAGACCUUGACGCCGUUUCGGAAAUGGGCGGCCAGGGCCGGUGACUCCCAGUUCAAUGCCAUUGCCGGCGCAGUCGGCGGCUUUACCUCUGGAAUCGUCACCUGUCCUCUGGAUGUCAUCAAGACAAAACUUCAGGCCCAAGGCGCAUACCACCCUGUCGAUCUGGGCCGCCAUGCGGGGCACCCGAAGAUGUACAACGGGCUUGUAGGGACUGCCAAGGUAAUAUGGCGCGAGGAAGGAAUUCGAGGGAUGUAUCGGGGGCUUGGGCCUAUCGUGAUGGGCUACUUGCCAACUUGGGCUGUGUGGUUUACAGUGUAUAAUGAAGCCAAGACCUGGCUGGGCCAAUAUCAGGACAAUCCUCAUGUUGUCAACUUUUGGUCCUCAAUUGUGGCGGGUGGGAGUAGCACAGUUGUAACUAAUCCCAUAUGGGUCAUCAAGACUCGACUCAUGUCGCAGAGCCACUCGACCAAGCACUAUCCGCCGCACCUCUUCCCAAAGACGGGCAGCACACCUACUGCCAGGCCGACAUUAACUACCCCGUGGCACUAUCGAUCGACCAUCGACGCUGCGCGAAAGAUGUAUACUUCUGAAGGCAUAUUAUCAUUUUAUUCGGGUUUGACGCCCGCGCUUCUCGGUUUGACUCAUGUCGCCGUGCAGUUCCCGACGUAUGAAUUUCUCAAGAGAACUUUCACUGGACAAGGAAUGGGUGAAACCCCUGCCCACGGAAAGACUCACUGGUUCGGUGUAUUGUCUGCGUCUAUCUUAUCCAAGAUCCUGGCCAGCAGCGCAACGUACCCUCACGAGGUCAUACGAACAAGGCUGCAGACCCAAAGGCGGCCGGUUGCUGGAGAGCAAACAGUCCAGGGGAUGGGUGUCGAAGGGUCGCCUGGCGCAGUUAAACCCCAGCCCCAGAGUCCUAAAUACAAGGGAAUCGUCCGGACAUUCCGAACGAUACUUCAAGAGGAAGGCUGGAGAGCAUUCUACGCUGGGCUGGGAACCAACAUGACCCGGGCAGUGCCAGCCGCAGCAGUCACUAUGAUGACCUACGAGCUGGUCAUGGGUCAACUGAACAGCGCCCGUGAAGACGGCAGGGCCUUACUUGAGGAGGCAGCCGCAUUAUGA